GGCUUGGCGGGCCACGUCCGUCCCUCUGCUGGGCCAUGCUAACUUCUUCUGACUGAAGGUGGUACCAGGCACGGAGGACAAAGAGGACAUGGCAGAGCAAGGGAGGAUGGAACAGCUGUCUGAGCAACCUUGUUUUGCUGGUUUGUUGGCCACUGCCUUUGGCCUUGCUGCCAACGUCUUGGCGUCCAUCCAUCGAACGGUGAAGAAGCAUUCGCAGCCCGAGGGGAGACUGCCGAGAGCGCCAAGAAUGUGAUGUUCCUUGAAAUUCGACCAAACAUCUUUUGCGUGUCUGCAUCAGAUUUGAUCAGGCGUUGUGGCCGUGCUUAGAAUCUGUCUCCAUGUGAGCAACGCUGAGACUCUCGGCUGACAUCUGAAGCAACAGAUGGUUGACUUCGGGUGCAUGAAGGACCUCAUUGGCACAUUUGCGAUGUUGGAUGACUUGCAAUGCCUACGUGACCACGGGGACUUGCGCAGUGUGUCAGGAAGGCACCGUAAAGGAUCCCUUUCAGCAACUGCAAAAAGUUCAGACGGUCGGUGUUUGAAGGCAUUUUCGCCAAGAUUUUAGCUGUCUUGAGCCAAAGUUUCAGGGUGAAAAUUUGAAUGCUAAGCCGAAGCCCAGCCGUUGAAAUCAUGGCAUCCUUGCAAUGGAAUUCCAAAGCCACGACUCUAUCGCAGGGCGACUAACAAGACAUGCUGCACCAUAAAUUGUAAUCCAAAGGAGGUGGCACAAUUCAGCAUAGGUAUCUGGAGAUGACUUUGGGAAUGCUUCAGCCACUUCAUCCAUGAUUCCAAGUGCCAGUGCGGCCAGUCCCCCUUCCAUUUGCUUCUGCGAGCCAGGCUUGGCAGAUAGCUCAUAGUUGGCAAAAUCAAAAGGACUUUGGACUUGGCAUCAACUGUCCAAAGGUUUUCUGUGAAACGUGUAAAGUCAACUUGGCUGAAUUUUACAUCCUAAGUAAUCAAACUCUAUUGAUUGAAAGGUAUCGUGUCUUUUCUCAUAGAUGUUCACAGGAGAUGAGACCGUGUCGGAUUCACUUGGAUCAAUCCCAGGUUUAGAUGUUUUCACCAUGAGACUCUGUCACCGGGGCGUGCUUGUGAGCUGCAUGCCGAAAAAAUCGCAGCUUGUUCGUAGUCAAUAGCAGACUACAUGAGAUGGUCAGAAAAUGCAGACAUGCCGUACCUAUGAAAAAUAUCGAAGGAUACAAACAGAGUUUCUGAUCUCACGGCUGCAAGCUGUGCAGAGAUCCCAUCUGGUUUCCAAGUUGACAACUUGACAAUUCCCCUUAUUUUCACGCCUGAUUUGCGCGCCCGCAUCAUUUGCAUUCCAGUGAACAAAUCUUCCGAUUUCUAGCCUUGGGCGAUGCACUGAUGACCUGCUUCAACUGGCUCCCUUUGAAGCUUCCCGCAAACUUUUGCUAGUGGCCCAGCGCAAAUGCCUUUUUCCGGCCACAGCCUCUUCUUGGGAACCAUACUCAGUAACCACACUGCCAUUGACCAAAUGCUCCGAGUACUUUGUUUCAGGCAUCUCUCUCUGCAAGCCGUGCUACUUGUCUUCAAGCCAUUGAGGCAGGCACUCUUCCGGGUCCACUCACAAUCCCCGACACCUAAGACCUUAAGAUAGGUUAGACCAACGACGCCAGUUGCAAGCGGAAGACGGAUUUACCAUUCAAACAGCGUGCGUAUUCUUAGGACUUGGAGGUACGGAUAGUUCCAUUUCCGUACGUGCAAAGUUCGAGCUGAAAGUUGUGCGAAGCGAUGAGAGGAGGCACUCGUGUGUCUCACGCAUGCAAUGCAAGUGAAUACUGCUCGACUAACGUUGGAUUGGGUCGAUGCGUGGGAACAUAUUGGUCCUUUGGCCACAUGGUUGUUGGUCACUGCCUUCACGGUGCUGAAUUCUUGCGGGGUCCCGCAGGGCUUGGCCCAGUCCGUCCCUGACGCAGUCCGUUAUGGGAUGCACAUGUGGCACAGACCAGGCUUGUCUCCAAUGUGGACAUGGCACUGCCUGCAUGGUCAUGCUAGAAUCAUUGGAAUGAUUGGAAUGUGUCCCAAUGGUAUUCCAAUGGUUUCCUUGUCAAGUCAGUGGAGACCUUCCGAAAUCAAAAACGUCAGAAAUGAGGGCAGAGCCAUGGCCAGGGUUUUGCUGAUUGCAUAAUCUUGCUUUUGUGAAGGCUCUGACAGGGCCCCGGGCAAGCUGCGAUGACAGGUUUGAUGAUGCCAUUGCCGCAGUACCAGUGUUGACGGCUCUGGUGGUAAGUCGGUCCUUGUGCCCUCGUGUCCCUGUGAACCUGUCAGCGGCCACUUGCCUAAAAAUAUGUCCUACAGGCUUGUAUAGUCAGACAAAUUUGAACUAAAGAUCCCAGCCUCAGGGUGAAAGGCAAGAUUCCCCUGUUUGUUUUUGAACUUAUAUCGUGCCCCCUUGUUCAACAAGUUGAAGGUGUAAGGUCUGUUAGGUGAGCAAAGACUGUUGACUCCAUGCAAGGGAUCACCGCUUGACUGGCUAGACCUUGACUUAAAAGGGCUAGACUUUGCUCCCUUGACGUUCCAGAUUAUGGAAGACAUGUAACUCUCCUAGUCGCUUAGCCAGAUUUUCUCAUUCUGGAUAAGCUGUGCCUGUGCAGAAAGCUUUUCGUCGAAGAAAUAGUGUGACUGCGGUUGGAGUCGAGAUGAGAAUACUCGUAGUAUGUUAUUUACUGAAGCCAAAACUGAUCGCACGGCUGGCCAUGAAUGGCGGGAAACCGGCAAAAACCUCAAAUGUAUUUUGUGCGGGUGCGAAUUGAAAUAUUAUAUGAAGCUUGAGAAGCUGAAAGUGUCCAUGGCGCUCCGGUGCACUGGUGGGGUUCGCGUUGUUGUUUCUGGUUCUGGCCUGCACCCUCACACUAUGACCCUUGAGAGGGGCCGUAAAUAUGUUUGUCAGCUUUGCCGGGGGCAAUAUACCGCAGGUGGCAAGUUGAGUUUUUGACGUUCCAGAUUAUGGAAGACAUGUAACUCUCCUAGUCGCUUAGCCAGAUUUUCUCAUUCUGGAUAAGCUGUGCCUGUGCAGAAAGCUUUUCGUC
This is a messenger RNA of Cladocopium goreaui, 3050 nucleotides long. Lineage: Eukaryota; Dinophyceae; Suessiales; Symbiodiniaceae. The record is from the annotation of a GenBank genome assembly.